Molecule: messenger RNA, 499 nt
Organism: Aspergillus heteromorphus CBS 117.55
Lineage: Eukaryota; Fungi; Ascomycota; Eurotiomycetes; Eurotiales; Aspergillaceae
Exons: 2
Coding region: 123-380 (85 amino acids)
Source: RefSeq, a predicted model, not a curated record
AGGGCGAUUGAUGAGGGAUGAGGGCAACUUUGUGCCGAGGGUCGGAAUACACACACUACUAGUAGGGAGUAGCACUCGUACUGCCAGUAUCUGGUUUACCCGCCGAAAACGUCGAUCCUCGGAUGAUCGUUGACCCGGCGCGCCAUCCCCGCUUUGGGACAGGGUUAUCAAUCAAUACCACCAACACCAACACCGGCUGCUUUUUCCCUCCCUCCAGCCAUUGUCUGCUCUUGGUCUGCUUGGUCUUUGUUGCCGUUGCUUCUGCGUUCUCCCCGGAAUCCUUCAGUAUCACCCGCCCCUCAUGGCCGUUCCUGUCCAGGUAUGCAUUCUGCCGACCGGCAAGAAAUCUAAUCCCUCCCAGAGCUAUCGAUAAGGGCUGACCCCUCCCAUCGUGAACCUCCACUCACAAUCGACUUUCCCUCGCACGGAUUCUCAACCUGCAACAACCCCUGCCGGUGCGGGGUCGGUAGCUGCACCAUCAGUCAGAUAAUUCCCAGGA